Messenger RNA from Apodemus sylvaticus (European woodmouse), 1869 nucleotides. RefSeq names its product short coiled-coil protein (gene Scoc). Gene Ontology annotation, cellular component: trans-Golgi network. The transcript has 4 exons. The coding region runs from base 162 to 410 and encodes 82 amino acids. NCBI's taxonomy places the organism in Eukaryota, Metazoa, Chordata, Mammalia, Rodentia, Muridae. The record is from RefSeq and is a predicted model, not a curated record.
GGCGCACGCUCCGUAGGCGGGAAGGGCGGAGCCGACGCUGUCAGUUGGUCCGAGAGCGGCGGCCUGAGGCUUCCUACCUAUCCCGCCUCCUCCCGGAGCCUCAGACGCGAGACCGUUCAUUAAAGAGUUUGCGUUCAGGAGCUGAAAGUCUGUUACCCAAGAUGAUGAAUGCUGACAUGGAUGCAGUUGAUGCUGAAAAUCAGGUGGAACUGGAAGAAAAGACUCGACUUAUUAAUCAAGUGUUGGAACUCCAGCACACACUUGAAGAUCUUUCUGCAAGAGUAGAUGCAGUUAAGGAAGAAAAUCUGAAGCUAAAAUCGGAAAAUCAAGUUCUUGGACAAUAUAUAGAAAACCUCAUGUCUGCUUCUAGUGUUUUCCAAACAACUGAUACGAAGAGCAAAAGGAAGUAAAGGGCUUACUCCCUCUCUUCCGUGGAUGGCUGCUCUUUCCUCCCCUAAGGCUUGGGUAUGAUCCAGAAGUUAGAGUGUCUUUGUUUGCUUCCCCGAGUAUUUAUAAAGAGAAUGUCAGAUCUAGGUAAUACUAAUGUUUAACAGGAGCAUCUCUGAGUUAACAUUAUAUGUAUAUGUUAGUCUAUGAAAAUGUGCACAUGUAGAGACUUUAUAUUAGAAUUACAGAUAUUUAUGAAACUUGAAGAUGAAUGUUUUGCCAAUUUGCUGAUAUAUAUAUAGGUUUAGCACUGUCUUUUAUCAUAAGUCUAACUAGUAAAAUAUACAAGAAAAUAACCAUGUUGUGAAAAAGUGACCAAAACCAUGUACUGAAUCACAGCUUCUGAACCCUGUGCACCGCCCUGUGCCUCUCCUCCACCUGCCUCGUCCUUCCCAUCCCCCUCCUGACAGUAACUUCAGUAGUCAUCUCCAACAGAGUGACCUGAACUGUAAUUGUUGACACUUAACCAAAAUAAGGGACUUCCUUAUCUAAGGCUUGCCAUCUGUGAUAUUAGUAAUAAGAUAGGAUUGCUGGUUUCUCUUUAACCAAUUGAAAGUAGAUUGAAGCUAUCACAAAUGAAGGGUUUUCUUAGAAAUGUAAACUGUCACACCAAGAAGCUAAAAACUCCCUAUUGCAUAAAAUAGUCCAUUUGAUGUUGAAAAGAUAGGAAUGCUGGUCAUAUGUGUGUGAGAAAUAAAAAAAAAAAAAAAGCAAAACAAAACAAAAAACCAAAAAACCCCCCAAAAACAAAACAAAACAAAAAAAAACAAACUUGAGGAAAGAUAGGAAUAGGAAGGAAAACAGGAUUAACAGAAAUAACCAACUCCCAAUGUUUUCCCUCUAAAUGUGUGUUACCUCUAGCCCACAGCUGCACUUUUGGGACAUAUAUGAAAAUAGAUUGAGUCUAAUGUAAGUGGAUUAAGAGAGACCAGUUAAGAGUUUGGUCUCAAGGUUUCUUUGUACCCAGGAAAUGAACUUUUGCAAAAUUAAUUGAGAGUAUAUUAGUAACAGAAUCAUGAAUAUGAAAGAGUUUUGUAUAUGUGAUAAUUAUUAAUCUUAGUAUUUUAUCUCAGUUAUUCCAGAAUUUCUAUAAACUCAACUUAGUUUGCAGAAUUUGUCAUUGUUUUAACAAAUUUUAAAAAUCUAGUUUACAGCUUCCAUUGAUAAGGAGCUGAUAUCAGAAAUAAUAGUAAGGUCUUAGGAAAGAUCCGCUAACGCAGCUGGAGGCUCUUACACGGGCUGCUUUGACUUGUGGGAUCAUCUAAUGUAUUAAUGGAAGCCUGGAUGAGUGACGUUAGCUGUAUGGAUAUGUAAUGCAAUCCUCACAUUGCACACAUUUUGCAACCCUUUUGUGAUCUUGUUACAAAUAUUUAAAAUUGUGCCCAAGUUCUGCUUUGCUGUUUAAUAAAAAGUUGUUUCAGA